AUGUGGUUUCAUUAGCCGUGCAAUUGCCUUUUAGGCUUUUCCAUGAGAUGCAGCUUCUUGUCUCCAGGAUCUGGCCCCAUGUGCUGCACAGUGUACACGUGGCUGGAUGCAGUCAGGCUCUCUCCAGUCUCCCCAGUUUAUCCCAUUCUGCAUCAUUGUCCUUUUCCACCUGCCUUUUGAGCUCCACUCUUUUACCUGAAGGUGUAACAAGGCAUCAACAUGCCUGAACAGUAUUCUCAGUCGUUCAAAGAAGAAACCAACCUCCCACAAGAGCGAAGAGGGGAAGCUGCUGUGGUUCCUGGGCUGGAGAAACGUGCUCUUUUUACCAGAGAUACUGUGAUGAGCGGGGAAGGAGACACACAUGUCCCUGCUCACAUGUGGUAUUUCACAAAUGGAGCCUCCUGCUGCUUCUGUUGCUGCCCAUUCGUUUUAGCUCCUGUCUGCAGUUUACAGGAAGCAAUCUAAUUACUUGGUGCUAAUUGCUGGUAAAGCAUUGCUGAAGCUGCUUUUCUUCCUGACUACCCCUCCAUAGGUAGGAAACAACAGGUCCAUGUGCAGGUGUCUCAGCUGGAGGUUCCCUCCAGGUUCCCUUUCAGAAGAUGCUGGUGCACAGCCUCUGCCCAUCUCUGUCCCUUCUCCAGGCCCUUUCACAGCAUCCCGGAUGGAGCUGGUGAAUGUGGUGAAUCAAAAUGCUUUCUCGUGAUUCCUAUGCAGUCCUGCUCCUGGGGAAGCAGGUGAUCAUCACCAUGGAAAAUAUUCCUCUCCAGGGCUCUUCGACCCCAAUGGGCUGCCUGCAUGCUUGGGGCACAUGGAAACUACUUGUGCCUUGCAACCUUGGAGGAAUCCCUGAAUCAAACACUGCACAUGAUUUCCUCCAACAACAGCACUGCCCUCUGUGGAAAAACAUGUUGUUUUCUCCUCUUCCUCAGUGGCCGCAGAUUGAAAGGAUUAAAAAGAGGAGAGAGGAACAGAAGGAAGAAUAUGUGGCAUAAAGGUCUGACCAAGAGAAGGAAAGGAUGCGCGUACCUGAGACCUCUACAGGCAGGUUGGCCUGUAAGUUAUUCGGGGAACCUUUCACAGUUACUCCUUGCAGGAAGACUAGAUCAGUCCUGAAUUGUUCCCGGAAAGUUGCAAAAGACACAUUGCCAUCUCACAUUUUGGGUGCAAUCUGGAGACACCUGCUUGGUUUGGAGAGUUGUUCAAUGAUCUGGAAAAGGAAGGAGCUGGUGGCACUGCUGGAAUGGGAUGCAGAGCUGCUUAGUACAGCCCUGUGGCUGCAAGCAUCAGCCACAGCUGGGCAGAUGCUUUCCUAUAAGCUGAAGUGUUCUAAAUGUGCCUGUGGCAGAGAAAAACAUCCCCCUUGAAGACAGCUCCUUUGCUCAGAGGAAGCAAACUGCUGAUUUUGGUGCUUUGCUUGAACAUCCAGUCAGAAGUGGAGUCUUGCCCCGGGGCGUGUGUGUGCUACAGUGAACCGAAGAUUACAAUAAGUUGUCAGCAGCAAGGACUGACAGCAAUCCCCACGGAGAUACCCAUCCAGAGCCAGCGCAUCUUCUUGCACAACAACAAGAUAACCCUUGUGAGGUCCACCAGCUUCACCUCCUGCCGCAACAUGACAAUUCUCUGGAUCCACUCCAACAACAUCAGCCUAAUUGAGCCUGGAGCCUUCUAUGGGCUCAGCAAACUGGAGGAGUUGGAUCUCAGUGACAACACGAACCUGAAAUCUAUCAACCCUGUCACUUUCCGGGGUCUUGUUCACCUCCACACCUUACACCUGGAUCGCUGUGGGCUCCUGGAGCUCUCCACAGGGCUUUUUAGAGGGUUGUUCUCCUUGCAAUAUCUCUACCUUCAGGAUAAUAAACUUCAGAAUCUGCUGGAUGACACCUUCAUUGAUCUUGCAAACCUCACCUACCUGUUCUUGCACGGUAACAAAAUCAAGAGCUUGUCAGAGAAUGUCUUUCGAGGGCUAAUCAACCUUGACCGGCUGCUGCUGCACCAGAACAGGGUCAGCCUGGUUCACCACCGGUCUUUUCAUGACCUUGGGAAAGUGAUGACCUUGUAUCUGUUUAACAACAACCUGACCGUGCUGACGGGGGAAACCAUGGCUCCCCUGGUGUCCCUUCAGUACCUGCGCUUGAACGGCAACCAGUGGAUCUGUGACUGCCAGGCUCGCUCGCUCUGGAAUUGGUUUAAGCAGUUUAAAGGAUCAUCUUCAGAGCUCGAGUGCCACCUUCCCCCCCGCUUGGCAGGGAGAGACCUCAAGAGGCUGCAGAGCACUGACCUGGAAGGAUGCAUCGUCGACUCCUACAACCAGAUACGAACAAGUGUUUUUAGCACUAAGACCAGAUCUGGUAAACUGCCAACUGGGAUCCCCCCUCUCAGUUCCCACGACGGCUCCUCCAAGUGCUGCCACCCAGAAACAGAUAAGUCUUUUAUUUAUGAAGCUAAAGGCAAGGCAGGUCCUUCUUCCCACAGCAGCCGGCCAUCCUCCAACAACCCUCUCAAGGACAAGGAGAACAUGUCCAAAACCAAGUACGUAGAGACGGACCGUUCCAAAAAUGGCAGCAACAAGCAGAUAAACGAUUCCCCCUUUGGGACCUUCCCCAGCAUUGUAGACCCUCCAUUGACCAAGUUGAGACCAGAAUUUCCAGAGCCUAUUGAACCUUCCACAGUCCCAACCAAAAAGAGGCAGGGCUGCUCUAAAAAGAACAGAUCAAAGGCCCAGUGCCGCCUCACCCAGCCAGGAAACAGCUCCACGUUACAGCUCAGCCUAAGCCUUUUGAUCCCCCCCUUGGUGUGGAGCUUACUGUUAUUCUGCUAAAACUCUUUUCCUGGGUUGAUGACACUUUAAUACGAGACUUUUGCUGACCUCCAUAAACAUUGCAGACAAAAGCAGAACUACCAUCCACCCUGAGAGAGCUUUGUUACACAAAACUUAACUGGAUGCCUUUAUAACAAAAACCACAAAUCAAAAACAAACAAAGACAAACGCCAAGAUGUACAUAAUUUAUUUGUCCUGAAACCUGUGAAUUAUACCUUUGGUCUUCGGAACUGCACUUGCCCCAAAGCAGCUUUUACUACAGCAGAUGGUAAAGAAAUAUGGUUUAUUUACAGGAAAAAAAAAAAAAAGUGUAAGAAAUGCUCUGAAAAGAAUGUCUAAAAUCUGUUUGUAACUUGACAUCUCACUGAACAAUACUGCAGGUUCCCAUUUGCAGAGGUAAUGAAUUUGAUGCUGUUUUAAUCCUAUGUUUAUGAAUAUUGCAGUUUUUCUGUAUUCAUUCCAUCACGCCAUGUUUACGGGCAGCAUUUGUUAAAGAAUGCUGCCUUUUUCUCCACAAGAUUGCAGUAUAUAUAGAUAUGCAUUUUAUUUUACUUGUGUACAAGUAUACAAAAAAAAAUAUAAAAUAAAGAUUUCUUUUUCCUAAA
Pezoporus occidentalis (night parrot) is the source of this 3423-nucleotide messenger RNA. RefSeq names its product reticulon 4 receptor (gene RTN4R). Gene Ontology annotation, molecular function: protein binding; ganglioside GM1 binding; ganglioside GT1b binding. Gene Ontology annotation, cellular component: external side of plasma membrane; plasma membrane. The record is from RefSeq and is a predicted model, not a curated record. Gene Ontology annotation, biological process: positive regulation of Rho protein signal transduction. Lineage: Eukaryota; Metazoa; Chordata; Aves; Psittaciformes; Psittacidae. The transcript is spliced from 2 exons. Bases 1331 to 2818 code for a protein of 495 amino acids.